Strongylocentrotus purpuratus (purple sea urchin) is the source of this 2064-nucleotide messenger RNA. RefSeq names its product spec2d protein (gene spec2d). Lineage: Eukaryota; Metazoa; Echinodermata; Echinoidea; Camarodonta; Strongylocentrotidae. The transcript is spliced from 6 exons. The coding region runs from base 155 to 580 and encodes 141 amino acids. The record is from RefSeq and is marked validated. Gene Ontology annotation, molecular function: enzyme regulator activity; calcium ion binding.
UUAUAUGUCCGUAUAAUACUCUUUGACAUCACUGCACCCUUGUCACUUUUUGAAAGCAAGUCAACCAUAAGAGAGGUAUAGGUAGGCUACCUGAGAUCCAGAGAAAUUUUGCUUUUUAUCUUCAAUUUUGCCGGAUCUAUCCCAAUUUCUAAAGAUGGCAGCUAACUUAUUGUUUUCCGAAGAUCAAAUAAAAGAAUACAAGACAAAAUUCGAUGCCUUUGACAGGAAUAGCGAUGGCAACUUCCCUACUAUGUUCUUGGGAAAUGCGAUGAAAUCAGUGGGUCAUGUCCUUACUGCGGCUGAGCUUGAAAAUUCUAGACGUGAUCGUAAGGGAACUACUACAUUUCCUCAGUUUUUGGCGAUGAUACUAGAUAAGAAAUGCCGCAAAGUUUUCAAAGCCAUGGACAAGGAUGACAAGGAUAAACUUCUCAGUGCUGACGAGGUGCGUCAAGCGAUGUUAAGCUUUGAUCGACAGAUAACGGAGGAUAAAAUCAAGGAAAUGAUCGAGAAAGCCGAUUUUACUAAUGACGGUAAAUGCAGCUUAGAAGAAUUCGUUAAGAUGAUGAUGAAUUUUUGUUAGGAUGAUGAUGGAUUGUACUCGGUGAAGAUGAUGACCGCUAUCCUCUACUUCAGCAGCGACAACUUGUCCCUUUUAUUCUUCUUGAGGACUCUUCGGGAAAGGGUGAUACAAUCGUCUCGUAUCAGAUUUCAUUAUGUUCCGGUAAUUUUGUUCGAAAUUCCAUUCACUUUAUUUCUUUACAUUUUUGUCAUAAUACCCAGGGUGCCUUUCAAAUGUUAGUGUACUCCUUCCAAGAAUAAAUGUUGCGUUUUUUCUUCUUCUGAAAGCCAACUAUUAGUAUUUCAUUAUAUGAUACCUUUGACAUCAUGAUUUUAUUCAUUCGUUUUUUUAUAGUCGUCUUGACUGUGGUUAGGAAGUAGAUCUAACCAUGGAGUUACAUGGCCUAACACCAAAGAACAUCCAUGUCCGAAAAGUGACAUGGUACACAAGGGAGAAGAGAAGUUUUAACUUUCUUAAUUCUUGAUAGGCGGUAAAAGCACUUAUCUUAAAUUAAUUAAAUGAUAUUUUAUGUGGAGGUGUCGUAGGUCAUUCAAUUGACUCAUUGAAUGCUCCCCAUGGAGUGGAGAUUGCGUACACAGUGUGUGCGGGAAAGUAUUAAAUCCAAUGACUAGGGUAAUAGUAUUAUCUGUAAAGCGCUUAUAUAGAGACAUUUGUGUUAAGCGCUAUAUAAAAGCGGAAUAUUAUUAUUAUUAUUGAGUUAAACUUAAUGGUUUAUUGAGCAUACUGGAAACGGCAGCACGAGGGCUGAAAUACUUUCAUUUUACUUGAAGCACAUCGCAAUGUUUAAACAGAUAUUACAUAACGCUUCCGAGAAUACAUUCAAAGAUAAAAUUAAUAGGAUAGAAUAUUAUGACCCAAAAUACCCCUCUCAGUCUGGACAUCUAGGAAGAUUUAGGAAUAGAGCUAUUCAUCCGUAUUAUUUUCAAGUAAUUUUAAUUUAUUUUUUUAUGUUCAUGUGUAUGUAUUAUGUUUGUUUAUACGAUGAUGAAACCAAACCAAACCAAACCAAACCAAACCGAACCAAUCCAAGGCUUGAGAGUCCGGCACCAACGUCCUUUGAAAAAAUGCAUUAAUCCAACAUUUGCCACUCUCCACCCAGGUGUAAAUGGGUACCUCGCAAAUAAAAUUGAAGGGGUAAUGUUAAUUGCAGGGCCCGCGGGAACAGCAGUAUUAAUACUUAUGUUGCUACCCUUAGUAACAAAAAAAUAAUAAUAAUCAUUAUUAUUAUAUGGCGAUAUCACUUACAGUGAAGUGGAGAAAAUGGGUAUAUGUAAACAAUUGCAUAUUUAGUUUGGUGCAAUGUAUAACCAUGCAAUGUUCACUAAAUAAAACUCUGCUAAAUAAUACUCUGGUAUUAAUACAACCCAGUUUGUAUGUUGUAUUUGAAAAUAAUGUUCUAGUAGUUUUUAGAAAUGAAUACCCUUAAUUCAUGGAAUUUAUUUGCUGUAAAGAAUGAAUCAUGUAUUUUAAAAAAGAAAAUCAAA